Suillus subaureus is the source of this 1311-nucleotide messenger RNA. RefSeq lists its product as uncharacterized. The coding region runs from base 1 to 1311 and encodes 436 amino acids. Lineage: Eukaryota; Fungi; Basidiomycota; Agaricomycetes; Boletales; Suillaceae. The record is from RefSeq and is a predicted model, not a curated record. The transcript has 2 exons.
AUGGCUGCAGAGACCAAUGGGUUUGCUGCAAAGUGGGGAGGACACCAGGUUCAUGGGUGGACUCAUGAGUGGAUGCAAACAAGAAUGCUUCCAGUUUCACAAUGGGGAUGGCAUGCCAAGAUUUCAUCACUUCUUGAUGACCCUGCAAUCGCAUCUGAGCUCUGCACAUUCAUGCACUCAAACAAAUGGUCAAUGGAUCCCCAGAAGCUGGUGAAAUUCAUGAAUAAUGAACUUCUCCAUACUGAAGCAACAAAAUAUCUCAAGGGGCUUGUGCAGACUGAAAUGCCCCAGGGGCUGAAGAGAUACAUUGAGCUUGAGCCCUUUCCUCACAUUCACAUGAAGGUUUGGUGUGGGGUAUCAUUGAGCACAGCCCGUCGCUGGCUCUGUCUUGAAGGAUUUUGGUUCAUGGCAUACAAGAAAGGGCUGUAUUUUGAUGGCCACGAUCGACCAGAUGUUGUUGAAUAUCACCAAAAUGUCUUUCUUCCUGCAAUGAAGGAACAUGAACAUUGGCUUGUUCAUUAUGUUAUUGGAGAUGUUGAGAAGGAGUCUGAUAUCCCUCCUUCCAAUUUUGUCAAAACACAGCUGGUCAUUUGUGUGCAUGACAAGAUGAUAACUCAAGCAAAUGAUGGACAGUCAAUGAGCUGGGUGCCAGAUGGUGAGCACAAGCUGAGAAAGAAAGGAGCAGGUCGAGGAUUGCAUCAGAGUAGUAUCAUUUGCUUGACUGUUGGACAUCUUGAGGAAGCAGCACACACCAUCGAGUAUGGCAAAAAUUAUGAGGGAUACUGGAAUGGGGAAAUGUUUGUUGCACAGGGGAAGCUCUGUGACAAAAUUAUUCCAGCAUUUGAAUGUGCUCAUGGACCUGGUUACCAGGCGUUGUUCCUCAUCAAUAAUUCUCAGGGACACUCAGCAUAUGCAGAUGAUGUGUUGCUGAUCUUGUGCAUGAAUGUAAAUCUGGGGGGCAAGCAGGCACAGAUGAAAGAUGGUUGGUUCAUUGAUGCUGGUGGGCAAAAAGUUAUUCAGCCCAUGAUGUUUCCCUCUGAUCACCAUGAUCACCCAAACGAACUAAAGGGCAUCAAGGCUGUUCUCCAGGAAUGUAGUCUUUUGCAGGGGAGACAUCGAGGCAGGUGCCAAUCAAAGUGUCCUGACAAGGCAAUGAACUGCUGCUUCAAGCAAAUUCUCAAACUUCAACCAGAUUUUGUUGAGCAGAAACCACUUGUGCAAGAUGUCAUUGAGGCUGCUGGUCACUUGUGCAUCUUCUUGCCAAAAUACCACUGCAAGCUCAAUUUUAUUGAGUUUUUUGGGGGGCAGUAA